AGUCAUUAUUCCAGAAGUUCUUCGAAGGUUCUAAAUCACAAGACAUCGGACAACGUUUCGAAUUUCGAAUUAAAUACAAGUGACCAAUUUCAGUUGCAUUAUCUCGACGGUUUGACGUUUCAUAUUUUUGUGAGUUUCGGUUGGUAAAAUUUGUGUGACGGAUUUAAACUUCAUUCACAGUGAAUUUCAUCUGUCUGAAAUGUCUCAGGAUACAGUAGUCGCGAUGGAUAUAUACAUGGAAUUUCUGGAGGUUGCAUUCCACAACAUUUUGUUCCACCGUAAACUCUAUCCAGAAGCCGUGUUCAAGAAAUCUAAAGUAUACGGGACAGAAGUGCACAUGAUAACUCAUCCAGAUGUCAAGACGUAUUUAAAGAAAGUAUUAAUUGGAAUUUAUGAGGCUCUCACGACUGGAGAAGAUAACGUGAAAUUCGUGAGUCUCGUGAUUUCCGAUGUUCACGAAAAACCAAUCGAGAAGUACGUUUUUAGUUUUCAAUCUGCAGCUGGCAACUCAUUCAACGAUGAUCCUUACUUCUUACAAACAGAAGAGGCUCUGCGUGCUUUUUGUCUGAAAUUAUCGACUUGCCAUACGUAUUUAAAACCAAUUCCGACCGACGCAACAUUUAAAGUGGUAGUGACAGUUCGUCAGGCUACGCACAUAGCAUUGAACGAAAAUAGGAAAUGCCAAGAAUUUCCAUGGAUUAGAAAAAGUGAGGAUAAGGCAGUUGUACCAAGAGGAAAAUUGCUACCACUACUAGAGGUUGAUACUCGCAGUCUCUCAUUAAUAUCUUACGUGAUUCAAAACAAAGAAGUGGACGCUACUGAUAAAGCUUAACAGGCUGAAAUAUUUGAACUAGACAAUGAAUUUCACGGGAUAAAAUGUUUCCAUGGCAAUUCUGAAUAGCAAGAGGUGAAAAAUUUCAUUCGACCUAGUUGCCCACGCAUCACCGACUAUUCCAAUAUCCCAAAGGCCGAUGUCCACGCACUCCAGCCGUCAUAUCGCUGAAGGCAGAUCUUCACCAAGUUUAUCGCGUCGUGUGAAAUAGUAUACCGAACAGAACCAGUUCUAGAGUGUGAUUCUCUUGGAACACCAGGAAGCCAUCGUUCCUGUCUUACUUGUGAAGGAAGCUUAAUAAAGACCUGCGCAGAGCGAGAAGGAGUGAGAGUGUGGAGUAGUACGAAGACGGGGGGAGGGGGGUAUCGCCUACUACAGAGGUCGCGUCGUGAUACCAUCCCCCACUCAAUGUAUAGAUAUACUCGCGUCGUGCAAUCAAUAAACCUCAUUUUGUCCGUUUCA
Molecule: messenger RNA, 1294 nt
Organism: Cephus cinctus (wheat stem sawfly)
Lineage: Eukaryota; Metazoa; Arthropoda; Insecta; Hymenoptera; Cephidae
Gene: PolZ2
Product: mitotic spindle assembly checkpoint protein MAD2B-like
Exons: 4
Coding region: 200-832 (210 amino acids)
Cellular component (GO): zeta DNA polymerase complex
Source: RefSeq, a predicted model, not a curated record